Sceloporus undulatus (fence lizard) is the source of this 3006-nucleotide messenger RNA. It is a transcript of the gene CD79A, whose product is annotated as CD79a molecule. Lineage: Eukaryota; Metazoa; Chordata; Lepidosauria; Squamata; Phrynosomatidae. The record is from RefSeq and is a predicted model, not a curated record. Bases 1890 to 2924 code for a protein of 344 amino acids. Gene Ontology annotation, cellular component: B cell receptor complex; membrane; external side of plasma membrane. Gene Ontology annotation, biological process: B cell differentiation; B cell receptor signaling pathway. Gene Ontology annotation, molecular function: transmembrane signaling receptor activity. The transcript is spliced from 6 exons.
AGCUCCUGGGGUCACCAGCAGCCCCUGCCCUUGGCUUCCAAAUCUAUAACGAUAAGAAGAAUAGUAAUAAUGAUCAUGGUAGACUGGUGUCCAUUGCCCUUGGCUUCCAGCCCCAAGAAUAAUAAUACAAGAAGAAGGACAAUAAUGGACUGAUGUCCAUUGCAGCUUUCGACGGGGGUCACUACAAGUCCUUGCCCUUUACUUCAAGCUCCUAUAACAAUAAUAAUAGUAAUAAUAAUAAUAAUAAUACAGUGAUGUCCAUUGGAGCUCUUGGGGCCAGGAGAAGUCCCUGCCCUUUGCUUCCAGCUCCUUCGCUGGGGACUCACUCUAUGGCCUUCCAGAUGAUAAUAAUAAUAACAAUAACAAUAAUACUAGUCAUCUGGAGGCCCAUAGAAGGAAGCAAAGGGCCCCAAUGGGCCCCAGGGGCUAGCAAAACAGACCUCCUGUGGAUACUCUCAAUUGCCUUUGCUAUGACAUAUGGCCAUGUAGAUCCUGAGACAGUUUGCAUAACCUUCACCAGAAACAAUCCAGAGAGAAAGGGAGACAGAAGGAGAAAGAAGAAGGAUCCAAAAGAGCCUGAAACAUGUAUCUGGGGCCAACGCAGCUACGUCCAGAUAGGCUUUAAAAGGGGGAAGUUGUUAUUAAAGUGUAACUAGUCAUCUGUAGGACUGAAACCUUGGAAGAGGCAAUGAAACCAGACUCUGUGAAUAAAGCCCCAAACAGAUACUUGGGACCAAAGAAGAAGCGUUUCUCUUUGCAAAUGGAAGGAGAGCAAAGAGGCCCCAUUGAUCCAAGGAGAAGGGAUCGCAAAGGCCCCCACUAUCUUCCCAGCAAUGUUCCCAUUAAUGGACAGAGAGGAGGAUCAACCCUUUUCUGCAUCUAAAAUAUGAAUCAUGGUUUUUGUCGAAAUGUUUGUCCCGAUGUUCAGUUCACUUUCGCACAUUUCUGACCUUGCCUCCCAUCUCUCUCUUUGGAAGAAUCCCUUUCUGGCCUCAUGGAGCCAGUCUCUUAACACCUUUCUUCAUCUUUCGGCCAAAAUUGAAGCAAACAAUUGAUCAUCUGUAUUUAUCAGGGAUAUGGGCCUAUAAUUAAAUGGGUUUUUUGUCUUUCUCUUCUUUGGGGAUCAGGGUCAUAUUUGCUUGUUUCCAUGUUUCUGGGAUAGUUCCUUCCAGGAUGUUGUUCCUCUCCAAACGCAGGCCUUGCAAGAGUUGUCUUCCCAAUGCUUUAUUAUAGUGUUCCAUAAUAGAUCCAUCAGGUCCCAGUGAUUUCCUUGAGUUGCUUCUCUUAAUAGCUAGGAUCAUUUCCUCUCUUGUUAUUGAUUUGUUUCAUUCUAUUCGUUGUCUUUCUUCCAUCUCCUUAAGAUCAGAGUCUAUGUCUUCUCCUUCUACCUUUCUUUGCCCAGACAAAGUAGAGCAGAAGGCCACAAAUGCCUUUAUUUGGGUCUUUUAUUAUUGUCUCUUCUACUUUAAGUUCUCUGAUUUCUCUCUUUUCCUCUUUCUUUCCUCAAUUGAAGGGCUGACAGCAGUCUUCCUGUUUAUUUGCUGAUUCAAAAACAUUUUGUUUGGCAAAUCUGAUUUUCUUUCGUAUCUCCUCCUGAGUGAUUUGAGUAUCUGGUUUUUCAAUAUACUAAUUUCUUGCUUAGUUUUUUUGUCCCUUGGAUUCAUUUUUAAUUGAUUUUCUCCUGCUUUUAAUUCUUUCCUCAACUUAUCCAUAUGUCCUUCUUUCUUUCUUUCUUUCUUUCUUUCCAGCUCUGAGCCUUUUUUCACGAAAAGCCCUCUUACAAAAAGCUUUUUUGGCUAUAAUCUGGGGAAGAAGGUUUGUGAUCAGAAGAGAUCCCUCUCCCUUGCGUUGCUUCAAUCAGAGGCAGGGAAUAAGAGCAAGUUAUUACGAUGGACUUUGAUUUUGCCAUUCAGACGGUCAAGGCUGAGUUCUGGGUGGAGCAAAGAAGCACCGAUGCGGAUCUCCGGAUGUCUGCCAGAAAGAGGAAAAACACGGUUGUGCAUAAAAACACCCCCCAAAACCAUCAGACACACAAAGGUCCCACGUUGCGUGCAAGAUUUGGACGAAAGUGGGAAAAAUACCCGAAAACCACAAUGGAAGGAGGCCUCUGCCGGCUCAGAUCGCUGCUUCUGCUCAGUCUUUUUGCAGGUUGCAUUUUUGGACAUCAGACCACAGAUGGGAACAAAGUCACUUCAUUGAUUGCUUUGGAUGGAAACGUCACAGAAGCAGACGUUUCUCUGGACACGAAGCUGGUGAUAGAGAAGCCCGUCUGUUCGGUCCAGCCCAAACCCGAAGGCUUUUCCCAAACUUCGGUGUACGUGGAGCCUGUCCCUGCCUCUCGCAUCACUUUGGAAGGCCGUCACACCUUCCUGGAGUGCAAAUUCCAUCCAACAGAAGCAAAUGUCACCUGGAAGAGGUCUUGCUCCCCCAAGUGCAGCAACACCUUUGACGUCACUCCGGACGGGAGCAGGAACGUCUCUGUAGACCGCAGCCGCGGGUCAUCCAUGCUCUCCUUCCACCCGGCCCAAAGGAACGACAGUGGAAUGUACUACUGCUUUGUGGAAGCACGCGGCGGCUAUGCUCAGUCGUGCGGCACGUACCUGUGGAUCCGAAGAAUGCGCUCCAUCUCCUUCCUGAACAUGAGCGAAUCUGUCAAAAACAAGAUCAUCACUGCAGAAGGCUUCCUCUUACUCAUCUGCGCCAUGGGCCCAGGGCUUUUCCUGCUCUUCAGGAAGAGAUGGGAAAAUGAGCGUCUCUCGCAGGCCAAGAAGAAGGCUUACGAAGAGGAGAACCUCUAUGAGGGUCUCAAUCUGGACGAAUGCUCCAUGUAUGAGGACAUCUCAAGGGGCUUGCAGGCCACCUACCAAGACAUCGGCAACGUCAAAGUGAUCGACCUGCAGCUGGAGAAACCGGAGAAACCGUGACCCAAAGGACCUUGCUUUGGGUCCCUUUGCAAGGAGCCCUUUCGCAACCCUGAAUAUCCCCUCUCAAUUUAGCCUGCAAAUG